Messenger RNA from Eriocheir sinensis (Chinese mitten crab), 1619 nucleotides. RefSeq lists its product as uncharacterized. Bases 159 to 1319 code for a protein of 386 amino acids. The transcript has 4 exons. Gene Ontology annotation, molecular function: protein folding chaperone. The record is from RefSeq and is a predicted model, not a curated record. NCBI's taxonomy places the organism in Eukaryota, Metazoa, Arthropoda, Malacostraca, Decapoda, Varunidae. Gene Ontology annotation, biological process: protein refolding; response to heat.
GGCUGAGGAGGAGGGGGAUGGAGGAGGCUGGGGGGGUGCGAGGGAAAGGUAUAUAAGGCAGAGCCACUUACCUGCCACACUAGUAUCGUGCCUAGUCACUAGUGAAGCAACACCUCCCCCCUACUGCCGGAGAGACCAGACCGCGACAGAACGCCAAGAUGGUGGGCACCAAAACAACCAAGACGGUAUCGGUGGAGAAGCGCGGGGCCUUCAGCGACGACCCGUUCUUCAGGGAUUCCUUGGACGAGUGGGACAAGGCCAUGAAGAGCGUGGUGGACCGCUGGCAAGACGGCUCCAAGACCACCACCACUACCACCACCACCACCUCCUCCUCCUCCUCCUCCAAGCCCGAGACCCGCAAUGUGUACAGGCAGAUCAGGUCCUCCAACGUGACCUCCGAUGACUCCCAGGCCGUGUCGUGCACUGAGGAGAACGACAAGUAUAAGAUGAUGAUCGACGUGAAGGACUACAAGCCCGGCGACAUCAACGUGAAGACUGUGGACGACACGGUGGUGGUGGAGGGCAAGAUCGAGCAGAAGGAAGGCAACUCCAUCAAGACGCAGGUGUUCACGCGCCGCUUCAUGCUGCCGCCCUCCGUCAACAUGAACGCCGUUAGCUCUGCGCUCUCCCGCGACGGCGUGCUCACCAUCAACGCUCCCAAACUGGCCGCCUACGUGACCAGCGGGCAGGCCCCCCGCAACGUGGCCAUCACCGGUUCGGCGCCCUCGCCCUCCCGCGACCGCUAUUCCGGCCUGGGCUCCAUGCCCGCCGCCGGCAAGCCCAGCGUGUCCAACGGCCCCGACAGGCGGUACCUGGCCCACACGCCGCUUGGCGAAGAGGGGCGCAAUGUGACCACCACGGUGGUGGGCGACGGCCACUGGUCCUCCUUCAACGACAUGGUGGAGAAGUCCCAGCGCGAGAUGGAGGACAUGAUGCGCCGCCACUCCAUGCAGAGCACCUCCACCGAGCUGCAGGUGUCGGCGCCCUCCACGGCCCUCUCGCGGCCCCCGGCGGGCGUGUCCACCUCGCGGGACGUGUCUGUGGCCGGCAACAACGUGACGGAGCGUCAAGAGCAGCGUUGGGAGGACAACCCUGCGCCGGGGCUGCACCGCACCAACCGCGUCGUCAACGAGCGGACGGAGCUGAAGGGCGCCGACGGCUCGGUGGUUGGCAACAAGAAGCGCAGCGAGCAGGAGAGCCACGCCGAGGGCUCCCGCGAGGUGGUGAUGCCCGACGGCACCAAGAAGACCACCUUCACCAAGAACUACGAGACGCGGAAGGUCUACAGCUACAACAGCAGCGACCCCAAGGCCGUGUGAGCCGCCCCAGGAACACUAUUUAUUGUGCGUCCUCCGCCGCCCACUCCCGCCGCAGCCUUCCGUCCUCCGCCCGCCGCCUUGCCUCAACUAUGGUGCUCGUAUAUUCUCUCUCUCUCUCUCUCUCUCUCUCUCUGCCUGGCAAACCCUCACACCGGUCUUUUGGAUAUAAUCAGAGCGGGACAAAUUAAUAUUAAUCAUAAAAACGACUAAAUUGUCAAUUAACCCAAAAAAUUGAUUGUAUAUUAUCGAAAUUCUAUAUGAUAUUUUUAUAAAAAAGAAAAUAUUACCAAUACCAAUCUA